GAUGUGUAUUUCAUUGUCAUCAUCUUCAUCUUUUUCUCUGUAAUUCCAAAUACCCAAUUUCAAUUUCUCACUGAAAAAUCCAAAAAAUUAAAAAAAAUUAUCUACAGAAAAGUAAGCAGAAUUGAUUUUUGAUUGUAAUGGAGAAAUCUGGUUAUGGCCGUGAUGGGAUAUACAGAUCUCUUAGACCUCCUCUGUUUUAUCCAAAGGAUGAAAAACUAUCUAUGGUUUCUUUUUUAUUCAGAAACUCCUCAUCUUACCCUGAAAAACCUGCGUUUUUUGAUGCUGAUAAUGGUGAAACUUUAUCUUUUUCUCAGUUCAAAUCUAUGGUGUCUAGAAUCUCUCAUGGACUUAUUCACCAAAUGGGUAUCAAGAAAAAUGACGUUGUUUUGAUAUUUGCCCCAAAUUCUGUUCAAUUUCCUCUAAGUUUCUUUGGGGUUAUUGCUAUUGGUGCCAUUGCUACAACUGUUAAUCCUAUGUAUACUGUUUCUGAACUUUCUAAGCAAAUUAAAGAUUGUAAACCAAAGCUUAUUAUUACUUCUCCUGAAUUGUUUGAUAAGGUUAAUAGGUUUAAUUUGCCUAUUUUGCUUUUGGGUCACCCAGGAAAUUUGAAUUCGAAUAACUCGGGUGUUGUAAGGUUUACUGAGCUAGUGGGUAAAGCUGGGUAUUUUGAUUUGGAUAAAACUGUGAUAAAACAAACUGAUACUGCUGCAUUGUUGUAUUCUUCGGGUACAACGGGGGUUAGUAAAGGUGUAGUUUUAACUCAUAGGAAUUUCAUAUCGGCGGCUUUAAUGGUGACUAGUGAUCAAGAGUUGGCUGGGGAAAUGCAUAAUGUGUAUUUGUGUGUUUUGCCUAUGUUUCACGUGUUUGGUCUUGCUGUUAUUAUGUAUGCACAGUUGCAGAGGGGUAAUGCUAUUGUAUCUAUGGCGAAAUUUGAUUUGGAAACGCUUUUGAAGAAUGUUGAUAAGUAUAGAGUGAGUCAUUUAUGGAUUGUACCUCCGAUUGUUUUAGCAUUGGCUAAGAAUCCUGUGGUGAAGAAGUAUAAUUUAACGUCGAUAAAGCAAAUUGGAUCCGGGGCUGCACCUUUAGGGAAGGAUUUGAUGGAGGAUUGCGCUAAGAACUUCCCUCAGGCUGUUGUUAUGCAGGGAUACGGUAUGACAGAAACCUGUGGAAUUGUUUCAAUGGAGAAUAUGUAUGCAGGUCCUAGACAUACAGGAUCAGCAGGGACUCUAGCUUCUGGAGUUGAAGCUCAAAUAGUAAGUGUUGAUAAAUCAAAGCCUCUUCCUCCUGGACAAUUAGGUGAAAUAUGGGUGCGUGGUCCCAACAUGAUGAAAGGCUAUUUCAACAAUCCACAGGCCACAAAGCUCACUAUAGAUAAUCAGGGCUGGGUUCAUACAGGAGAUCUUGGGUACUUUACUGAGGAUGGAUUGCUUUAUGUCGUUGACAGGAUCAAAGAGCUCAUCAAGUACAAAGGUUUUCAGGUUGCACCAGCAGAGCUUGAAGGUCUACUUGUUUCUCAUCCUGAAAUAUUAGAUGCUGUUGUUAUCCCGUUUCCUGAUGCUGAAGCUGGUGAGGUUCCGGUUGCAUAUGUUGUUCGCUCUCCUAAUAGCUCUCUGACUGAAGAAGAUGUUCAGAAGUUCAUUGCGGAGCAGGUUGCACCUUUCAAAAGAUUGAGGAAGGUAACAUUCAUAAACAGUGUUCCUAAGUCAGCUGCUGGGAAAAUCCUAAGAAGAGAACUAAUCGAUAAGGUUCGUUCAAAAAUAUAAGAUUUGUACCCGAUACCUGUGCUGGUGGGAGCUAGCAAGUACCUGCAGAUUUAGUCAAGGUGCACACAAACUGGCCCAAACACCAUGGUUAUAUUAUAAAAUAAGUAAUGGUAAGAUUUGCAUAGUUUGCUCAUUAGAUGUAAAAAGCACAUCCAUCUACUGUAUUUUUUUCAAAUUGUAACAGAAUUGUAUGAAUAAUGUGAAUGUGAAAUUACAAGUGAUUUGCAUAAUAAAAGAUACACACUUUG
Solanum stenotomum is the source of this 2011-nucleotide messenger RNA. Its product is annotated as probable CoA ligase CCL7. The coding region runs from base 138 to 1763 and encodes 541 amino acids. The transcript has 6 exons. Gene Ontology annotation, molecular function: CoA-ligase activity. The record is from RefSeq and is a predicted model, not a curated record. Lineage: Eukaryota; Viridiplantae; Streptophyta; Magnoliopsida; Solanales; Solanaceae.